CCGCUGAUCCUCGCCGCCGCCAACAGCCACGUGGCGCUCGUGAAGGAGCUGCUGGACCAAGGCGCCGAACCCAACGCCACCAGACAUACGGGGACUGGGGCGUUGUUCUUCGCUGCCCAGGGCGGCUUCCUCGACAUCGUCACCAUCUUGCUCGAUAAUGGCGCCAAAAUCAACCAGGCCUCGAAGGACGGCGGAACUGCGCUCAUCGUGGCAGCGCAGUGCGGUCACCUGGACGUUGUGACCGAGCUGCUGCGACGCAACGCCGACCCCAACAGCGCCAUGAAGGACCGAGCCACCGCGGUCUUCGUCGCAGCACAGAACGGCCACACCAGCGUCGCCAGGACUCUCCUCAACGCCGGGGCCAAGGCCAACGUGAGGCGGUUGGACGGCGCUAGCCCACUGUGGAUUGCGUCACAAAUGGGACAUCAAGGUGUUGUGCGUCUACUACUGAGUCAUGGUGUCAACCCAGAUAUCUGCAGACACGAUGGAGCAACACCUUUGUUCAAGGCUGCCCACAAGGGACAUGUGGAGGUUGUCCAUGAGCUGCUUCCGUAUAAGCCUUGUCUGGGUCUCCUAAGGAAUGGAGAAUCUGCUCUGCAUGCAGCAGCAUUGUAUGGUCAUGUCCGAGUCUUAAAGGCACUGGUGCAAGCAGGUGCUGAUCCCGGCCUCAAGAAUGAUCAGGGUCUUACCCCAAUCCAGAUUGCUGCUCAGGCUCGACACCCAGAGGCCGUCCAGCUACUGAAAGAUGCCCAGUCUAAAAGGAAAGAAGGAGCGCAAACACCACCCAAACAGACAUCACCUGGGCCACGAUCCCCUCGCCUUGUGCAGAGCAUGAGUGGCAAUGUUACUUCAGGGCUAGGGAGUCAGAGUAGCAGCCGAGGUUCUUCUCGAAAUAGUUCCUUAGGUACUAUUGUAGAAACCAGCCCAGUACUGCCGCGCUCUGUAAGCUCUCCAAGUAACUCGCGUCCUGCCCAGUAUGUUUCAUGUGAAUUGAGUAACAUUGUGGAUGGUGGAGCACGUCCAAGAUGCCAUGGAGGUACUGGUUCUUGUACAUCUGUUGCUGGCCACAAUGCUUCUUCUAACCCUUCGCCAUCUCCUAGUAUUUCCAGUGAACCUUCACAGUCCAUGAUCACAGCCCUGCAGAAGGCCCCACGACAUGCCUCUCACACUGAUGUCAGCAGUGUUAAAAACAUUUUCCGUAGAACUCUUGCAUCCUUUAGGCGAUCCAGUAUAGCAAAAAGAAGUGACAAACCACACGAACCAUGACAACUCUCAAUGGCCUCUUUAACUCCCCUUUUUCCAUACUUGUUUGCUUUCCAGACUGUAUGAUAUUUUCAGUACAAACGCCUAAUAAAUCUCUGGUGAUAUUAGGAUAGAAGGACUUAUAUCGGGAUGUUCUAUUUAGGAAUUCAUGGUGCUGAAAUUUUAAAAAAGAAAACUGAAAUUAUGAAAAGCUAUCCGGAGAAGUUAUGAUAUGUUGGUGUAUUACAACAGUGUUUUACUUUUUUUUAACAUCGAUUGUCUUUAAUACAAAGAGCCUUUUAAAUAUUUAUCAUUAUAUUAUUGUUAAUAUACCAUUUAUGAGUUGGUAGAAAAGCCUAAUAAGUGAUGAAUGUCGUGCCACUUUUUGCCUGAAUGUUUCUCAGGUGUCAGGUUUUGGUGAAGCAGCAAUGGAGACUAGUAUUGUCUCCAGAAGUACCUUGGUGUAACUUAUGCAAGGCACGGUAAAUGGAAGUUCAAGAUUUAUUUCAGUAUGAGGUGGUUAUUGUUUUAUUAUUAUAAAAAAGUUAACAUUUAAAUUACAAUAGGAGAGAAUAGUGAUAGGACACUUAAGUUAUUGUCUGUAGAGCAAAAAAUUAUAAAUUACUGGGCAACUGGUUUUG
Messenger RNA from Penaeus monodon (black tiger shrimp), 1883 nucleotides. Its product is annotated as ankyrin-1-like. Lineage: Eukaryota; Metazoa; Arthropoda; Malacostraca; Decapoda; Penaeidae. Gene Ontology annotation, molecular function: protein binding. The record is from RefSeq and is a predicted model, not a curated record. The transcript has 6 exons. The coding region runs from base 280 to 1266 and encodes 328 amino acids.